Microplitis demolitor is the source of this 894-nucleotide messenger RNA. RefSeq names its product 28 kDa heat- and acid-stable phosphoprotein. Gene Ontology annotation, molecular function: RNA binding. NCBI's taxonomy places the organism in Eukaryota, Metazoa, Arthropoda, Insecta, Hymenoptera, Braconidae. The transcript has 5 exons. Gene Ontology annotation, cellular component: cytosol. The record is from RefSeq and is a predicted model, not a curated record. Bases 162 to 755 code for a protein of 197 amino acids.
UCAUAAAUUAAAAAGGUUCGCGCAGGCGUUAACAUAGGCUUUCCUAGCUCCAAAAAAUCUAACCAGAUCUAACUUCUCAAUUGUUCUCAAUAAACUGAAUUUUGUAUUACAAUUAACGUCAAGAACUUCAAUACAUUUUACAAUAAAGUUUAAAUUAAAAAAUGCCACGAGGAAAAUUUGUUAAUCACAAGGGUCGAAAUCGUCAUUUCACCAAUCCUGAAGAGUUGGAAGAGCAACGGCGUCAGGAUGAAGAACGAAAAAAGUGGAGACAAAAUAAAAAACAAAGUGAUACAUCGAGUGAUGAAGAUGAGGAACCUAAAGCUAGCAGUGCCAAGUCUGUAGAUCCUGAUGCUUCAGGGUCCGAUGACAGUGAUAGUGAAUCCGAAGUAGAUUCAGAAACUGAAGGUAAAGCUAAAGGCGUGGAAAAUUUAAUUGAAGUAGAAAAUCCAAAUAGGGUACAGAAGAAAACCAAAAAAUUAUCAAAAUUGAAUGAGUCAUUAGCUGAAACUACAAAGCCUGAACUCUCUCGAAGAGAAAGGGAACAAAUAGAAAAACAACGAGCAUAUGCAAAUUAUCAAAAACUCCAUGCUGCAGGUAAAACUGACGAAGCACGUGCUGAUUUAGCGCGUUUAGCCAUAAUUAAACAACAAAGAGAAGAUGCAGCGAAACGAAGAGAAGAUGAAAAAAAGCAAAAAGAAAUGGCAGCUCAAAAGAAAACUGAAUUGACGCAAAAAGCGCUUGGAAAACGAACUUAAAUAUAUAAAAUAUCUUUACUGUAACACACAUUCAAACUUUAAUGUAAUUUUUUUUUUGUUCAUAAUUCCAUAUUAAUAUUAUGAAUGAUUAUAUGAUUCAAUCUCUACUUUCUUAUCAAUAAAAAUUUAUUAAAAAUUA